AUAUAUUUAAAUAAUUUAUAUUAUGUCUUGAAUCGAAUUUUAUAUGUAAUGAAUAUUUUAACAAUCCAGUUAUGUAAACAUAAGCAGAUAGUAAGUUACUUUUCAUUUACAUGCUAAUUGUUCUAAUUUCUUGGAUACCGUUGUACAAAAUUUAAAGUAGAAUUGUAUGUAUUUUGAACAGUUAUAAUUUGAAAGAUGUUCCGUAUAGUUUGGUUCACAAUUUUUUUUUUUGGAAAUUACGUUAAUUGUCGAUUAGAUAAUGAUAAUAUUAUUGAAAUUCAAAAUUCAAUGACUCGUGGAAGAUUUUUCCCGCUAUUCAGUGUUAUUCGUUUUGCAAACUCACAAUGCCUUGCUAGCAACAAUUUAAAUGGUACCUGUUUUACUAGAAGAGAAUGUCGUGAUUAUGGUGGAACACCAUCUGGUACCUGUGCAAAUGGACAUGGCAUUUGUUGUGUUUUUCAAAAAACGUGUAGUUCCACAACAAAUGUAAAUAAUACAUAUUUUACAAAUUCAGAAUAUCCAACAACUUAUGAAGGACAAGGUCGAUGUACAAUAACAGUACAACGUUGUAAUUCAAAUAUCUGUCAACUACGUUUGGAUUUCUUGGAAUUUACUCUUGCUUCACCAAAUGCUAGCGGAAUUUGUGAUUUUGAGUUUCUUUUAGUUUCUGGAUCUGGAAGUAUAGUACCUCGAAUUUGUGGAGAAAAUGCAAACCAACAUUUAUAUAUAGAUUUCAAUGGUGACACACCCAUUAUGAUAUCAGUUGAUACUAACUCUAAAUAUAAAGAUCGUUGGAAUAUAAGAAUUCAACAAUUACCUUGUGAUUCUACAUAUAAAGCUCCAAAUGGAUGUUUGCAGUAUUAUGAUAGUGUCUCAAAUACUGUAACAAGUUUUAACUAUGGCACAACACAAAAUCCAAGAGGUAUUAUGAUUAAUUUAUAUAAAGAAUAAUUAUAUAAAUAGUUA
Apis dorsata (giant honeybee) is the source of this 966-nucleotide messenger RNA. RefSeq lists its product as uncharacterized. The transcript is spliced from 6 exons. Lineage: Eukaryota; Metazoa; Arthropoda; Insecta; Hymenoptera; Apidae. The coding region runs from base 196 to 951 and encodes 251 amino acids. The record is from RefSeq and is a predicted model, not a curated record.